GGCGGCGGCGGCUGGAGCGAUCCGGAUCCAGGCCCUGGGGAAGCGAUGGAUAGGAAGAGGUGGGAGUGCUCUGCUCUCCCCCAGGGAUGGAAAAGGGAAGAAGUGACCAGGAAAUCGGGGCUCUCCGCUGGCAAGAGCGAUGUCUAUUAUUAUAGCCCGAGCGGGAAGAAAUUCCGGAGCAAGCCGCAGCUGGCCCGCUAUUUGGGCAGCUCCAUGGACCUGAGCAGCUUCGACUUCCGGACAGGGAAGAUGCUCAUGAGCAAGAUGAACAAGAAUCGGCAGAGGAUCCGCUACGACUGCUCCAGCCAAAACAAGGGUAAACCUGAUUUGAACACCGCUCUCCCCGUCCGACAGACAGCUUCAAUCUUCAAACAGCCCGUCACCAAGAUCACUAACCACCCCAGCAAUAAAGUGAAGACAGACCCCCAGAAAGCAGUUGACCAACCUCGGCAGCUCUUCUGGGAGAAGAAAUUAAGUGGCCUAAACGCCUUUGACAUCGCAGAGGAACUGGUGAAGACGAUGGAUCUCCCGAAAGGUUUGCAAGGUGUGGGGCCCGGCUGCACCGACGAGACCCUGCUUUCCGCCAUCGCCAGCGCCCUUCACACUAGCACGAUGCCCAUCACGGGGCAGCUGUCCGCUGCCGUCGAGAAGAACCCCGGCGUUUGGCUGAACACCUCGCAGCCCCUCUGCAAGGCCUUCAUGGUGACCGAUGAAGACAUCAGGAAACAGGAGGAGCUGGUUCAGCAGGUGCGGAAGAGGCUGGAAGAAGCCCUGAUGGCAGACAUGCUCGCCCACGUGGAGGAAAUUGCCAGGGACGGAGAGGCCCCUGUCGAGAAGCUGCGGGGGGAGGAAGACGGGGAGGACGAUGAGGAAGACGACGUGGAUCGCGGCCAAGAGAUGGAGAAUGUAUAGUCGGAGCCGUCUCA
Molecule: messenger RNA, 926 nt
Organism: Euleptes europaea (tarantolino)
Lineage: Eukaryota; Metazoa; Chordata; Lepidosauria; Squamata; Sphaerodactylidae
Gene: MBD3
Product: methyl-CpG binding domain protein 3
Exons: 6
Coding region: 46-912 (288 amino acids)
Molecular function (GO): DNA binding
Source: RefSeq, a predicted model, not a curated record